CCGGCGGGGGCGGGGUCUCAAAAUCGCUUUAGAACGCGAACCCGGGGAGGGGGCGGGGCCUUGCGGGCCGCGGCGCGGAUUGAGUGGGUUGCGGCGAUGCGGGGCACGAGCUGCGUGGGCGGCGGCGGCGAGAGCCCGGGCGGCUCGGGGCUGAGCGAGGGCCCGCGGGGCCGCUGGCUGCGUCUGGCGCCGGUCUGCGCCUACUUCCUUUGCGUCUCGUUGGCCGCCGUGCUGCUCGCCGUGUACUACGGUCUCAUCUGGGUCCCCACGCGGGCCCACGCAGCCCCUGCCGGCCCGCCGCCCAGCGCUCCGGCCCCUCCGUGUGCCGCCCGCCCGGGUGCGCCGCCUGCACCGGCGCCCGCUGCUGCCUCCCCGUCCUGCCUCUCCGGAGCCCCGGGCGAGCCGCGACCCCAACUCGAGCUGCCGCGGAGCCGCCGCCGCCGGACGCCGGGGGCCGCAGGGGGCCAAGGCCCCGGGUAAUCCUCCCGCAGAGCCCGGGGCUCCUGGCCGCGGACGCGCCGUCAUCUCGCAGAAUGGGGCGAGGGGCGCCGGGAGCCGACCCCUUCCUGGCCUCUGCCUCCCGCCCCUCCUCCCACGGGGUUCUGAGCGCAGAGCCCGCAGCCCGCGUCCCCCUCCCUGACGUCCGUGUCCAGCUGCAAUAAACCGCAGCCGCUG
Lepus europaeus (European hare) is the source of this 675-nucleotide messenger RNA. It is a transcript of the gene INAFM1, whose product is annotated as InaF motif containing 1. Bases 97 to 480 code for a protein of 127 amino acids. The transcript has a single exon. Lineage: Eukaryota; Metazoa; Chordata; Mammalia; Lagomorpha; Leporidae. The record is from RefSeq and is a predicted model, not a curated record.